This is a messenger RNA of Funneliformis mosseae, 282 nucleotides long. NCBI's taxonomy places the organism in Eukaryota, Fungi, Glomeromycota, Glomeromycetes, Glomerales, Glomeraceae. The record is from the annotation of a GenBank genome assembly.
AUGACUUCAGCUUUACCGAGAGUUUCUAUUGACAGUGUUCCUAAAUUAAAACUUAAACAGCGUUGCGUUAUUAGUAAAAUGAUCUUGAAUAAUUUUAAGUCGAAUUUUGGUAAACAGGAAAUAGGUCCGUUUAACGAGGAUACUUUGGUUGCCCAGAAUCUAAAACAAGCUAUUAGGAUCGCAUUUGGUAAAACUCAAUGGAGCGUAAUGACUUUAAGUGGUGAAUUGGUUGGAAAAAAUGGCACUCUAAGUUUCGGAUCCGACAUAACCUUUACAAUCUAA